AUGGACCCUAGAAAGCAAGGUGCUCUUAAUAGGAUCGAGAAUUCUGUCUAUAGAACAGCCUUCAAAUUACGAUCCAUGCAAACUCUUUGCCAAUUGGACUUGAUGGACAGCUCUUUGAUUCAGCAAGUUCUAUCAUGUGGACAGUUUGGGGAGAGCAUGGAGACCUCUCUUUCUGUGCAGCAGCUUUUUGGGGAGCUCCGGGAGCUGUUUCAGAUAACCGGGGUGAGCAAACCAGCACAAGUGCAUCCACGAGCUCCCGAACUCACUCUGAGUCUUCUCAUGGCCAUGUAUGACAGCACGGGAUCAGGUAGUCUCAGAAUUCAGCCUGUGACUGCGGCGCUGGUUGCCCUCUCGGGGGACAGUCCUCUUACAAAGUACAGAGCGUUUUUUCAGCUCUACGCAGAAAACAACAGGAGAGGUGGUGACUCCCGAGCCCGCAUGACUCGGAGGGCUUUGAGAGCCUUCCUAACAGAUCUACAGCAGAUUCCUGCUGUUGUGGGAGAGAGCUGCACUUUGUGCCCUGUGGAGCGUGCUGUCCACAGCUGCUUCCGAGGGGUGUUGAGCUCUGGAAUCAAGGAGGAGAAAUUCUUGUCUUGGCUACAGUCAGAGCCUCUUAUACUUCUGUGGCUCCCAACCUGCUACCGACUGUCAGCCUCAGAAAUGCUCACUCACCCCGUGCGGUGCAGCACAUGCAAAACCUUCCCAAUCAUAGGACUGAGAUACCGCUGUCUGAAGUGUCUCAACUUUGACAUCUGCCAGCUGUGUUUCUUAUCUGGUCUCCACAACCAACCCCAUCAGAAGUCCCACACUGUGAUAGAGGAGUGUGUCCAGAUGUCAACAAAGGAGAGAACAAAGCUCCUCCUCAAGAGCCUCAGAAACAACCUGCCCCAGAGACCCGACAGGACAAGAGCCUUGGGAAGACAGUGGCUGCUGGACCAGCUGUCUCCACGGGAUAACCCACAUCAUCAGCAGGGCAGGCUCCUCAGAAAACAGUUAAAUAGAUACAAACUCAAAUUGCAAGGCGCAUGCACCUUACAAAAAGAACAGAAUGGAAGAUUUGAAACUAAGAUUCGGGAGCUCGCGACCAACCAGGAUAACCUGUGGACCAAACUACAGCAGAUAAGACAAGACCUACAGGCUAUGUUGCGACCACUCCGUCCUUCAUCUUCAUCUCAAAACACAGUAUUAGAGAUGGAUCAUUCUUUACCCACGGAUGGGCUAUGGAGAGGAGAAGACUAUUCCCACAUCGAGAGUGUCACUGGGUGUAGUCUGGAACAGGAACUUCUCCCUAAUUCUGCCAAGGCUGAUAGAAACCGCAAAUGUCAAGCAAGUUCAAGGAGAGCUUUGCCAGACACUGAAUCCCCAGAGAUCAUUUUGCAGAGCACCAGAACACAAGGCUUCCCACAAAGGAUGCUAAGGGAAGUCCAUAACGCCCCCUCUGAUUGCCAAGAGGGACUGCAGGACAAUCCCCAGAUUCCUCCCUCUGAAGUGAGCAGUCCUGCUCUGGAACCUUCAGAAGGGAAAGAGACAGACCACACCAGUGAAAGAAGGAAUGACCAGGAAGAAGAGGAACUACAAACACUGUUGCCCAGACUUCUGGAUGCCUUUGACCUAGACACGCCACCAGGUCUGCAUCCUGCAUUGGACAUGGAUCUGUAUGGCAGAGCUGAGCAGGUGUGCAGAGCGUUCUCUGCCCUUGUGGAUCAAAUCACCUUACCCAGCUUGGAGUGA
Messenger RNA from Chionomys nivalis (European snow vole), 1731 nucleotides. RefSeq names its product dystrotelin (gene Dytn). The transcript has 14 exons. Gene Ontology annotation, cellular component: plasma membrane. Gene Ontology annotation, molecular function: zinc ion binding. The record is from RefSeq and is a predicted model, not a curated record. The coding region runs from base 1 to 1731 and encodes 576 amino acids. Lineage: Eukaryota; Metazoa; Chordata; Mammalia; Rodentia; Cricetidae. Gene Ontology annotation, biological process: synaptic signaling.